Anolis carolinensis (green anole) is the source of this 2452-nucleotide messenger RNA. RefSeq names its product kelch repeat and BTB domain containing 4 (gene kbtbd4). NCBI's taxonomy places the organism in Eukaryota, Metazoa, Chordata, Lepidosauria, Squamata, Anolidae. The transcript has 4 exons. Gene Ontology annotation, molecular function: protein binding. The record is from RefSeq and is a predicted model, not a curated record. Bases 155 to 1789 code for a protein of 544 amino acids.
CGCGAGGCCCCCCCGAAAUGAUCCGGAAAUGAGGGGGCGGAGCGACUUCCGCGAGCACGCCGCCCGGAGUCGGGAAGCGCACCCGCUUUGACGUCCCUUCUCCCUUCCUCUUUCCCUCGAGCCGUUCCCGGUGUGAAGCUCCGGAGCCGGAGGAAUGAAGGACGGCGCCGCUGCUGCAAAUUGCUGGAGGUCAAACCAAGGCAGCAAUAUGGACUCACUAGAGGAGACUGGAGGUUCCUCAGCAGAAGAAACUGGAAAUUCUUCAACUGAGAACUAUUUUGUGAAUUAUACUUUCACUGAUCGUUCUCAUUCAGGCCGUGUGGCCCAAGGAAUUAUGAAGUUGUGUCUAGAGGAUGAGCUCUUUGCUGACGUUACCAUUUCGGUGGAAGGCAAAGAAUUUCAAUUACACCGACUUGUCCUCUCUGCUCAGAGCUGCUUUUUCCGUUCUAUGUUCACAUCCAACCUGAAAGAGGCACAUAACCGGGUGAUUGAGUUACAAGAUGUCAGUGAGAGUGUCUUUCAGCUCCUGGUAGACUACAUAUAUCAUGGAACUGUGAAGCUUAGGGCAGAAGAUUUGCAGGAGACAUAUGAAGUGGCAGAUAUGUACCAACUAACUGCCCUUUUUGAGGAGUGCUCCCGUUUCUUAGCUCGAACAGUACAAGUGAAAAACUGUUUGCAGAUUAUGUGGUUGGCUGAUCAGCACAGUGAUGUGGAGCUCUACACAGCUGCCAAGCACUGUGCUAAGUCAUACUUAGCACAACUUCAGGAAACAGAGGAGUUUCUUCACCUUCCUCUCCGUCUCCUGACAGAUAUCAUCUCAGAUGGUGUUCCAUGUUCUCAGAAUCCAACAGCUGCCAUAGACACCUGGAUUGGCUUUAAUAAAGAAGAGCGUGCUGGUUUUUCAGAGAUACUGCGAUCAAGUUUAAAGGAAAUUGGAGAGAAGGUUCAUAUCUACCUGAUUGGAAAGGAGUCAUCCCGAACACAUUCUCUUGCUGUCUCGCUGCACUGCGCUGAUGAUGACUCAAUUUCUGUUAGUGGUCAAAACAGCUUGUGCCACCAGAUCACUACAGCCUGCAAGCAUGGUAGUGACCUCUAUGUUGUUGGAGGAUCCAUUCCACGCCGCAUGUGGAAAUGCAACAAUACCACAAUAGACUGGGAAUGGUGUGCACCUCUGCCCCGCGACAGGCUUCAACACACUCUGGUUUCUGUUCCUAGUAAGGAUGCUAUCUAUUCACUGGGUGGCAAGACACUGCAAGAUAUCCUCUCUAGUGCAGUCAUAUACUACAGAGUCAGAGACAAUGUAUGGACAGAAACUAGCCAGCUGGAAGUAGCUGUGUCUGGAGCUACAGGUGUAAAUCUCAAUGGCGUCAUUUAUUUGUUGGGUGGUGAGGAGAAUGACCUGGACUUUUUUACCAAGCCUUCACGGCUUAUCCAGUGCUAUGACACCAACACAGAAAAGUGCCAUGUGAAGCCUUACGUGUUACCUUUUGCAGGCUGCAUGCAUGCUGCAGUGCACAAGGACCUAGUGUUUAUAGUAGCAGAGGGGGAUUCACUGUUGUGCUAUAAUCCUCUCCUGGAUAGCUUCACCAGGCUCUGCUUGCCAGAUGCCUGGAGUUCAGUGCCAUCCCUCUGGAAAAUUGCUAGCUGUAAUGGGAACAUCUACAUCUUCCGGGAUCGCUACAAAAAGGGAGAUGCCAAUACCUUCAAACUCAAUCCUGCCACCUCUGUGGUAGCUGUCAACAGUGGUCUCAAAGUGCUCCUUACAAAUCUACAAUUUGUUUUGGCAUGAGGGAAGAAAAACCUAUAACUAGAACACUGAAACAUUCCAUUAAACAGGUCAGAGCUACAUAGACCCCAUAGCACCAGCUCUUUGAGGCAGACUACAGUACUUGUAGACAAUUCCACCCUUUCUUCAAACCUUCACUCACAAACAAGCAACACCACUACCGUACCUGCUGUAACACUAGCCCUUAAUUUGUGGGACCUCAGACUUGCCUAGCUUAUUGGUAACACCGUAGUCCUGUGCUGGUCACCUUUUGUGCCCCAAAGGUGAAAACCUUCUUAGGUUUACAUAUUUUACCACCAGCAAACACUUGUCCAAGCUGUUGAACCACUCCUUCAAUUACUUAGAGCUCCCCAUGUUGCAGGUUGUGCAAUCCUUCAAGUUAUAAAACAUCCCCAGGAGGUGCAAUUACCAGUCAAGUUCUAAAGGUUCCCUCCUAAUUAGGGUUGCAGAAGACAAUUAUUAAGCCAAAGGUACUGAAAGUAAUACAUCUUGUAGUUUUCUAGAUUGUACUAAGAAUAGAGGAGACCACAGUGCUAUCUGGCAGGAAAAAAAGCUGGCAUUGCACCAAUGCUGGGGUACCCUGUCCUGAAACUUGUUUCAAACAUAUCUGUUGAUACUGUAAACCAUUUGCAGUACAAAACUCAAUAAAGGCCUCUACUGAAACAA